CUCAGGCAGAGACACAUGAAGGGGGCGACCACCGCCGCGCUGACACCAGCUGGGGGCCGCCGGGCCCGAACGCCGCUCUCGCUCACCCCUCGGCGGCGCGGGGCGAGCGGCCGGGGCCGGCGGCGCCGCCCGCCUCUGCCUCCUCCCCCUCGGUGCCCUGCCUCCUCCCUCCGCCGGGCAGCCGGCUGCGCGGGGAGGCAGCGCGGCCGAAAGGUGUUGCUGGAAGGGAAGUUUGAAGAAGGUCGCCGGGUGCUUGUGCGCUCUAGCAUCAUGGCGGAGCAGAGCGAGUCACCGGUCCACGUCCAGCAGCCCCAGCCGGCGCCAACGCCAACGCCAGCCGCCCCGGGCGUCGGCUGGCCCAUCUGCAGGGACGCCUACGAGCUGCAAGAGGUUAUCGGUAGUGGUGCUACAGCAGUUGUCCAGGCAGCACUAUGCAAACCCAGGCAAGAACGUGUAGCAAUAAAGAGGAUCAACCUAGAAAAAUGCCAGACCAGUAUGGAUGAAUUACUUAAAGAAAUUCAAGCAAUGAGUCAAUGCAAUCACCCCAAUGUGGUGACCUAUUACACAUCUUUUGUGGUGAAGGACGAACUUUGGUUGGUUAUGAAGCUGUUAAGUGGGGGUUCAAUGCUUGAUAUAAUAAAGUAUAUUGUGAACCGAGGUGAGCACAAAAAUGGUGUCCUUGAAGAACCCAUAAUAGCAACAAUUCUUAAGGAAGUUUUGGAGGGCUUAGACUAUCUACACAGGAAUGGGCAAAUUCACAGAGAUUUGAAGGCUGGCAACAUUCUUCUGGGUGAAGAUGGCUCUGUACAAAUAGCAGAUUUUGGUGUUAGUGCAUUUUUAGCAACAGGAGGUGACGUUACUCGUAACAAAGUAAGGAAAACGUUUGUUGGUACUCCAUGUUGGAUGGCCCCUGAAGUAAUGGAGCAGGUGCGAGGUUAUGACUUCAAGGCUGAUAUGUGGAGUUUUGGGAUAACAGCCAUUGAGUUAGCAACAGGAGCAGCACCUUAUCACAAAUACCCUCCUAUGAAAGUGCUAAUGCUGACACUUCAAAAUGACCCUCCCACUUUAGAGACAGGUGUAGAGGACAAGGAGAUGAUGAAAAAGUAUGGCAAGUCCUUUAGAAAACUAAUUUCAUUAUGCCUUCAAAAAGAUCCUUCCAAAAGGCCCACAGCAGCAGAACUUUUAAAAUGCAAAUUUUUCCAGAAAGCCAAGAAUAGAGAAUACCUGAUUGAAAAGCUUCUCACUAGAACGCCUAAUAUAGCACAGAGGGCAAAAAAGGUCAGACGAGUACCGGGUUCCAGUGGUCACCUCCAUAAAACAGAAGAUGGAGACUGGGAAUGGAGUGAUGAUGAAAUGGAUGAGAAGAGCGAAGAAGGCAAAGCUGCUGUUUCUCAGGAAAAGUCACGAAGAGUAAAAGACGAGGAGAACACAGAGUCUCAGCCUGCUGUUAGUGACGAAUAUAGUGAAGUUCCAUGUGCAGUGAAUCUUGUCUUAAGAUUAAGGAACUCCAGGAAAGAACUUAAUGACAUACGGUUUGAGUUUACUCCAGGCAGAGACACAGCAGAUGGCGUUUCUCAGGAGCUGUUCUCAGCAGGCCUGGUUGAUGGCCAUGAUGUAGUUAUAGUUGCUGCUAACUUACAGAAGAUAGUAGAUGAUCCAAAGGCCUUGAAAACAUUGACUUUUAAAUUGGCUUCUGGCUGUGAUGGCACUGAGAUUCCUGAUGAAGUGAAACUGAUUGGGUUUGCUCAGUUAAGUGUCAGCUGAUGUCUGUCCCCUGACCACAAGCUGAAUUGUGAGAUUGCGAAGAGGCCAGCUUAGAUGCAGAGGAAAAUUAAUGCUCCACACACUGAGUUCUGCUUCAUUAUCUAGCAAUUCACAAAGUCAGAACAAGCAAAGCCCACAGCUGCACCGCUGCUGCUAACAUUCAGAAUGCUACUAAAUGUCUCUCAGCAGUUGAUUUGGAUUCCCCCUAAGUGAAAAGCCUGUGGAAAUGCACUCAGGUGGCUGUAUUUAUUGGUUACAAAAGGAAUUUUCUAUCAAGCUUACUUCUUUCAUAAACUUUGAGUGAUACUAUUUUCCCUAUACUUGUGGUUGAUAAUACUGCCUCUGUUCUGUUCUAUUUAAAAAUUAACAUAAAUAUGAAAGUUAAGAAUUACUAGCCAAACUUGAAUUCUAGUUUUAAAACUGUGAAUUUUAUUUUUCAUAUAUUUAUGCAUUACACAUCCUAGUAAUAAGAAACUGAUUUGACUUGAUUAUGUGCUAUUUGCAGUUAAUCUCCCAUUAUUUAAAAAAGUUUCAGGUAUACCUUUGAACUAUUUGGUAACUUCUAGGGGUUUUUUUGAAAUCAGUUAAUUAGGCAUUAGCAAACUUUUGUUGGUUGUGUGU
Pezoporus flaviventris is the source of this 2385-nucleotide messenger RNA. It is a transcript of the gene STK39, whose product is annotated as serine/threonine kinase 39. Gene Ontology annotation, molecular function: ATP binding; protein serine/threonine kinase activity. Gene Ontology annotation, biological process: protein phosphorylation. Lineage: Eukaryota; Metazoa; Chordata; Aves; Psittaciformes; Psittacidae. The record is from RefSeq and is a predicted model, not a curated record. Bases 16 to 1764 code for a protein of 582 amino acids. The transcript has 17 exons.